AUGGCCCCAUAUAUGAACCCGUCCGGGUCUACUUCCCCAGCAUCAGACUCAUCUCACACCAAUUAUCAUGGCCCAACAGAAAAUGGAGUACCAGUUGCGAUCUGCGGUAUGGCACUUCGCCUUCCAGGAGGUAUUUCCACGCCAAAUGAAUUCUGGGACUUCCUAGUUAAGAAACAGGAUGCACGAGGUCUUGUCCCUAAGUCGAGAUACAAUUCCUCUAGCUUUUACUGCAAGUCUCGCAAGCCCGGCCAUAUCGCCACUCAAUAUGGAUACUUUCUCGACGAAUCCGUGGAUAUCGGUGCUCUCGACACGAGCUUCUUCAGCAUGCCUAAGAUCGAGGUAGAACGGGCAGAUCCGCAACAGCGAAUUCUAUUGGAACUUACCAGGGAGUGCCUCGAAAGUGCCGGAGAAGUUGACUACCGCGGCAAGACUAUUGGAACAUUUGUUGGAUCGUUCGGUGAGGACUGGCUGGAAUUAUUCGUUAAAGAUCCCCAGCUAUAUGGUACCUAUAAGAUUACUGGUUAUGGCGACUUUGUGCUGUCGAACAGAAUAUCGUACGAAUAUGAUUUCAAAGGACCCAGUAUGGUCAUCCGCACUGGUUGCUCUUCGGCUUUGAUCGGUCUUCAUGAGGCAUGUAUGUCGAUUCGGUACGGCGAAUGCAACUCCGCCAUUGUAGCUGGUACCAAUCUAAUCAUGGCCCCGGGACUCACCGUCUGUAUGUCUGAGCAAGGAGUUCUAUCUCCGAACGGUUCGAGCAGAACAUUCGAUGCUGAUGCCGAUGGAUAUGCACGUGGAGAAGCGCUUAACAUGGUCUACAUCAAGAGGCUUGACCAUGCAAUCCGUGACGGCAACCCUAUCCGUGCUGUUAUCAGAGGCACGUCUAACAACGCCGAUGGUAAGACACUCGGUCUCAGUGUUCCAAGCUCCCAAUGUCACGAGGCAAUGAUUCGCAGAGCAUACCACGUAGCCGGGAUUUCGGACAUCGCAAAGACCGCCUACGUUGAGUGUCAUGGUACCGGAACCGCAGCCGGCGACCCAAUCGAAGUAGCUGCAGUGGCUAAUGUUUUCGGCGACACGGGGGUAUACAUUGGCUCCGUGAAGCCAAACGUUGGUCAUUCAGAAGGAGCAUCUGGAAUCACGUCACUUAUCAAGGCAAUUUUAGCACUAGAGAACCAGACUAUCCCCCCUAACAUCAAGUUCAACAAGCCCAACCCUAGAAUUCCAUUCGAGGAAAAGAAGCUCAAAGUUCCCAUCGAACCUACCCCCUGGCCAGAGGAUAGACACGAACGUGCUUCUGUCAAUUCCUUUGGUAUUGGUGGCGCCAACGCUCACGUUGUUAUUGAGUCCGCAAGAAUGUACUUCGGGAACGCUCAAAUAUUGGGCCAGAGACUGUCACCUGUAAAGACUCAGCUGCUGUUGUUUUCCGCCAAUACUUCGGACUCGUUAAGACGACAGGUUGUCCAGAAUCAGAAAUAUAUCGAAGACUUCCCCGAGGCAGCAAACGAUAUGGCGUAUACUCUUGGUGUAAGGCGUACACACUUACCACACAGGACAUUUUCGGUGGUAGACAAAGGCAUCCUAGCCAGUACGGCGCCUUUUAUCAAGGCACCCCCAUCACCACCCGACCUCAUUAUGAUCUUCACCGGCCAGAGCGCACAGUGGCCGCAGAUGGGUCUCGAGCUUCUCCAAUCAAACGCCACUUUCAAGAAGUCAAUCUACCACAUGGAAAAUGUCCUUAAAGCCCUCCCCGACCCCCCUACUUGGUCUCUAAUAGAUGAAUUGACCAAGCCAGCUGAGACAAGUAAGCUGGACAAAGCUUAUCUCUCCCAGCCCUUAUGCACCGCGAUUCAGAUUGCUCUAGUCGACGCGUUGUCUGAGCUUGACAUCAAACCUUUUGGUGUGGUUGGCCACUCAUCCGGCGAGAUAGCAGCCGCGUAUGCUGCUAAGAAAAUUACCGCCGAAGAAGCCAUCAUUGCCGCGUACGACCGUGGUAUCGUAUCCGACAAGGUGAAAAGGCCAGGGGCCAUGGCUGCCGUUGGCCUAGGUAGGGAAGAAACGACACCGUUCCUAGUGCCCGGCGUCAUCAUCGCUUGCGAGAAUUCGCCUUCUAGCGUCACUAUAUCCGGCGAUAAAGAAGCGGUAGAUGACGUUUUGCAGGCGAUACAUUCAGAGAAGCCUGACACAUUCGCUCGCGCUCUGAAGGUUGAAAAGGCGUACCACUCCCAUCAUAUGACGGAGGUUGGCGAGACGUACAAUAGCCUAGUCUCUCGUCACGUCGGAAGUAAAUCAAAAUACGCAGUUUCUAAGAAUAUCGAGCACAGACCGGUCUUCUUCUCUACCGUAACAGGAAAAAGGCUCCUCGACACCGAUGUCACAGAUUCUAGAUAUUGGCAGUCAAAUCUUGAAUCUCCUGUACUUUUCAACACUGGGGUUGCCAACUUGGUCAUUUAUCAUAAUGCUAAUAGUAAGGCGAGCCUUAUGUUCUUGGAAAUCGGGCCUCAUUCGGCAUUGGGUGGACCGCUCCGUCAAAUUCUUGCAAAGUCGUCCGCUAGUUAUCCAUACGUAUCUUGCCUCGUCCGUGGUAAAAAUGGAAGCGAGACUUUCCUUUCGGCUGUCGGUCAGCUUUGGGUCCAGAACGUACAGAUCAACCUCAACCGCCUAACCAAUCCGGAUGGCACCGCUCGCGUUGUCCCAGAUUUGCCCACAUACCCUUGGCAACACAACGACUCCUUUAUGUUGGAUAAUCGUAUCGCUAAGGAAUGGCGGUUCCGCAAAUUUCCCAAGCAUGAACUAUUAGGCAUCCGUGUUACAGAAAGCACAGACGGCGAGCCUGUCUUCCGGAACGUUCUGUCGCUUGAUCAUAUUCCAUGGAUACAGGACCACAAUAUCAAAGGGGAUAUCAUCUUCCCAUGCGCGGGAUACGUAGGCAUGGCAGGUGAAGCGGCCCGUCAAUUAUGCGAGGGUUCGUAUACAGGUUUUGCUUUACGCCAAGUCGUCAUUGACGCGGCCAUGGUCUUAACAGAAUCCAAAUCAACCGAGAUCAUCACCAGUGUACGUCGAGCACCGCUCACCGAUACUCUAGACAGCACAUGGUGGGAUUUUAUCGUCAGUUCGUACAAUGGGACAUCGUGGACGAAACACUGCUCGGGCCAAUUCUCUGCCCUAACCAGCCCACCAUUAAGCGAUAGAGCAGAAGACGCAUCUAAACUUCCCCGUCUAGUCGAGUCCGCGAAGUGGUAUCAAGCCCUCGGAAAUGUCGGGGCAAACUACGGGAAGGAUUUUCAAGGCUUGUCUAAUUUAUCAUGCUCGACGACGCAACACCUCUCUAAGGGGAGGGCGAUACACACGGUUGACAUCGACGAUAGCAUCUAUUGUGUUCACCCCACCAAGGUUGAUUUCUUCCUCCAACUAUUCAGUGUUGCCGCAACCAACGGCCUAACACACAAGUUGGAUAAGAUGAACGUCCCAACAUUCAUAGAAUACAUGGAGACCUAUAAAUGCGACUCGGAGAUCGACAUUGCUAUCAGAGCAACCCAGACUCGGCGUGGUGUCCUGUGCGGCGGGGGUGAGGGAUUCGGCGUCGAGGGGAAAAUGGCGCUCAAGAUGAAAGGUGUAAAGCUGAGUCCUAUCGAAGGGGACGCCGCAGCCGAGAACCCCGAUCCUCAUGCUGGCGCCAGAACGUUCUGGCGACCGGAUAUCGACUUCGUCGACGCAACAUCCUUGAUUAUCCCACACAAAGAGCAAGAGCAGUACAUGCCUAUAUGCGAAGAAUUUCACCGUGUCUGCGUCCGCGAGGCUCUCGUUCGUCUUCGAGGCGUUCUAACAGAUAUCCCCCAUUUCCGAAAGUUCAAAGCAUGGCUAGAGAAGCAGCCUGAGCCUGAGCCUGGGAGCUCAUUUGAUUUUCUUGCCAACAUCCUAUCUCCAACCACGAUGAAUCCCUUAGUAGUUGCGUUCACUAAGAUUCUCGAUAGCAUAGUCCCCAUGUUUAAAGGUGAGAUCGAUCCAGUCGCAGUUCUAAUGGAGGACAACGCUCUGACGAAUAUUUACACUUAUCUCGACCUCUGUAAUCGCAAAGAAUUGUUCCAGACCCUGGGCCACGCGAAACCAAACCUUCGUGUUCUCGAGGUUGGGGCUGGUACAGGUGGCCUCACAAACACUAUCCUCAAGAACCUCAGAAACUCGGAGAAUGGUUCUCUUAUGUAUUCCGAGUAUACCUACACUGAUAUCUCAUCCGCGUUCUUUAGCGCCGCCAAAACGCGGUUCGAGGCAUACCCUAACAUGAGCUUCCAGGCGCUGGAUAUCACCAAGGACCCACUCGCUCAGGGGUUUGAAGGAGGUUCGUACGAUCUCAUCGUUGCCGCAAAUAUCUUGCACGCCACACCCAGUCUUAAAGAAACACUCGGCAACGUACGCAAACUGCUCCAUCCGGAGGGUCGUUUAUAUAUGGAAGAAUUGUGCCCCGAAAGUAAAGCCAUCAAUUUUGUCAUGGGUAUCUUCCCAGGAUGGUGGCUUGGUGCAGACGAUAAUCGAGUAGAUGAACCUUAUGUCCCCCCUGAGAGGUGGGAUGAGUACUUGCGUCAGGCUGGCUUCGCUGGUUUGGAACAUGUAGCUCUCGAUUGUCCUCGGCCGACACAAUUCGAUGCCAUUAUGACAGCCAAGCCAGCAGUUGAGAUUCAACGGCGCCGCGCAACGACUGUCAUUUACGGUGACGACACUUCGAUUAUUGCCGCACAACUGAAGGAAAAGCUAGAAUCGGACGGUUAUACAGUUGGAUUGCACCAUUGGGGAGAGCCAGGCCUUCCCACAGAUGAGGAUAUGCUUGCUGUGGUCGAUCUUAAUAAGCCCAUAUUUGAAGAUAUUGGUCGGGAUGGUUUCGCGGCCUUCCGCAAAUUUGUGUCCGAGGUAUCAGAGUCCGGUGCUGGCAUCCUCUGGCUUACCCGGGCCUCUCAAGUCAGAGCUCAGGACCCUCGUUGGGCACAAAUCAUCGGCGCUAUGAGGACAAUUCGUGGCGAGCUGAGUGCCGACCUUGCCACAUGCGAGAUGGAUCAGGUCAACACUGCGAAUUUGUCCGCGGCGUUGAAAAUAUUCCAGAAAUUCCAUAAUCGAAAGCGGGAAGAAAAUCUACAUCCCGAGUAUGAGUAUGCCAUCGUGGAUGGGGUUGUGCACAUACCCAGGAUAUAUCCUGUCACAGUUAACGAUGAACUGCGCGAACCACGGCUGGAUGAGGCGUCCGAAGUAGGAUACGACCUUAGAGUUGGCAAGUACGGACGGCUGAAUACCUUAGCGUGGACUGCGAUCUCAUUGAAACCCUUAGUAGGGGAUGAAAUUUUAGUUGAGACGAAAGCUUUCGGGAUGAACUUCAAGGACGUCCUAGUCGCCAUGGGCAUCGUAGAGAAUAGAGUCAAGACAACGCUCGGUAUUGAAGCAUGCGGUAUUAUCAGCAAAGUUGGCCCAGACGUCAAGGAUCUUCGUCCAGGAGACAGAGUGUUCUUAUUUGGAGAAGGUUGCUUCUCAACCCAACUGGUCCUACCGCAGAAGGUAUGUGCUAAGAUCCCCGACUCCCUCAGCUUCGACGAUGCUGCAACCAUGCCCUGCGUCUUCGCCACCGUCAUAUAUGGGCUUCUUGACGUCGGCCAACUACAAGAGAAGCAGACGCUACUGAUCCACUCGGCUUGUGGUGGUGUCGGACUCGCAGCCAUCCAAGUGGCCAAGAUGAUUGGUGCAGAUAUUUACUGUACCGUGGGCAACGAAGAGAAAGUCCACUAUUUGAUGUCCACCUUCAUGAUCCCAAGGAACCGCAUAUUUAAUUCCCGCGAUAAGUCGUUCUUAGGGGAUAUCAUGGCGGCGACGAACGGCCGCGGAGUAGACAUGGUUCUAAACUCCUUAUCGGGAGAACUUCUUCACACAUCCUGGGAAUGCGUGGCGGAAUUUGGAAAGAUGAUCGAAAUCGGAAAACGCGAUCUUAUCGGCAACGGGAAACUGGCAUUAAACGUUUUCGAGCUGAAUAGGAGCUACCACGGCAUAGACUUGGGCCAUAUUAUGGAUGUGAGAAGAGAUCUUGGUAACAGCCUACUCAAAAGAAUCGCCAAGUAUUACGAACAGGGUCAUAUUCAACCCAUCAGACCCGUCAAGAUCUUUACGGCCGACGCCAUCGGGGAUUGCUUCCGUUACAUGCAAAAGGGCCAGCACAUCGGGAAAAUCACAAUCACUCUAGAUUGUCCGGAAGCUAAGGCUUUGACGAAACGGCAGCCGACCCGGAACAUUCAAUUCCAAAGCAACGCCUCUUACCUACUCGUCGGUGGUUUAGGUGGCCUUGGCCGUGCCGUCUCUAAUUGGAUGGUUGAGCACGGCGCUCGCCACCUGAUAUUCCUCUCACGUCGCGCCGGCGAGACCGCAGAGGAUCAAGCCUUCUUUGAGGAACUGAAAAGCCAGGGGUGUAAGGCUACUGCUGUGAAGGGCAGUGUCGCUUCUCUCUUCGAUGUAGAGCGCGCUGUGACGGUUAGCGGUAUCACCCUAAAGGGAAUAUUAAACGUCUCCAUGGUCUUACGGGACCAGAGCUUCAUUAAUAUGUCGUACGACGACUGGAAACAAUGCGCGGACCCCAAGGUACUGGGGACGUGGAAUCUACAUAACGCAACCGUAGGGCGCGGGCUCGAUCUUGACUUGUUCGUCCUCUUCAGUUCAAUCUCAGGGAUCGUAGGUCAGAGGGGUCAAGCCAAUUAUUCCGGCGCCAAUACAUUCCUCGACAGCUUCGUGCAGUACCGUCAUAGCCUCGGUCUCAAUGCGUCCGCUGUUGAUAUAGGUGUUAUGCUUGACCACGGCUAUGUCGCCGACAACCCCAUGGUUCGUGAACGUCUCCUAUCGCAGGGUAUCUUCGGCAUUCGUAUCGCCGAAAUGCUUGAUGCCCUUACCGCUGUUAUCGUCGCCCCACGCCCAGCUAUCCAGGACGCCAAGAGCGCACGCUCCAAGCCGUUUGUCAGCCGCAGUGAGCUGCUCAUAGGCAUGCGUAGCACUACAGCUCUCACUGACGUAUCCAACCGUGUGCCUUGGAAAGGCGACCGCCGUGUGGGCGUGUAUCUAAACAGCAGUUCCGGUACUUCGCCGACGAGAUCCGCAGCGACAUCAAGCGAGCUACUAUCAUUCAUAUCAUCAGCCGUCAGCAACCCAGCGGUUCUUUCCACACCAGACGCGGUUAUCUUCGUCGCGAUUCAGAUUUCGAAGCAGCUCCUAAACCUACUUAUGAAGCCCGUAGAGAGCGAUACCGAAAUUGACAUCAACCGGACUCUACAGGAAAUGGAAUUCGACAGCCUCGUGGCAGUAGAAAUGAGGAGCUGGUGGAAAUCGACUUUCGGCUUCGAUAUUAGCGUUUUGGAGAUGCUGGGAGCGGGCAGUAUGAAGGCACUGGGCGAGAAAGCGGUAGAAGGUUUGAGGGUGAGAUUCGGCGCAUCUGAGAAUGAGGAUGACGGCGCGGUAAAGAAGUACACGCAUGAAGAGGUAAUUCUGACGAAGAUGCCAUGA
This is a messenger RNA of Daldinia vernicosa, 7518 nucleotides long. RefSeq names its product polyketide synthase. The record is from RefSeq and is a predicted model, not a curated record. Gene Ontology annotation, biological process: secondary metabolite biosynthetic process; fatty acid biosynthetic process. The transcript has 4 exons. Lineage: Eukaryota; Fungi; Ascomycota; Sordariomycetes; Xylariales; Hypoxylaceae. Bases 1 to 7518 code for a protein of 2505 amino acids. Gene Ontology annotation, molecular function: oxidoreductase activity; fatty acid synthase activity; phosphopantetheine binding.